UGUAAGAACAACAUCCCAAUGGUGGGGGGAGUGGGUGGGGCAAGUUUUGUUUUAUCUGUGGCGAGCGACAUGCUUCAUGGGUAAGUGACAACUAACGUUCACCAUGGCGGAAAUAAUAUUUGUUUUGCUUCUCGUUGGCGUAAUGGGAAUGUCAUAUGCAGGAGGAGUUUUCUUCGUGAAUAUAAUCAAGACAAAUACUCUUUAGUGAUGUCAAUGAGUCGGCUUCUGUGCCUUUGUGCCAAAAGAAACUAUGCCCAAAAAUUACAUCAUGCAAGGAAAUCGUCGCGAACAGAUACCUUUAGUGAGAUUCUGCCAACUGGGAGACUGCGAAAAUGUCCAGAAACUUCUCAAACAAGGUGUGUCUCCAAAUAGUGUCGGAUCUUUUGGUUGGACAGCUUUGCAAGAAGCUGCAAACGAAGGCCAUUCGGCUGUAGUAUCACUACUUUGCCUACAAGGUGACUGUCGAAGCGACCUCAAUUAUUUAGGUUCUGCAGGAGAAACUGCGCUUCACAAAUGUACAGUUAAUGAUGAUGCGAAAACUAUGGAGGUUUUGCUAUCUUUAGGAAGUGAGGUAGAAGUGAGGAACACUGGAGGGCAUUCUGCUCUUCACGUAGCUACCUAUCAUGAUAAUUUUGAAGCCGUAAGGUUGUUGCUGAGUUACAAUGCUGAUGUUAUACUAUGUGAUCGGUGGAACCAAACACCACUACAUAGAGCCGCUGCGAGGGGUUGUAUUUCAGUAGUGCAGCUUCUUCUUGACCACAGAAGUGAUGUGUUUCUCACACAUGACCAGGGUUUCACCCCAUUACACCUUGCUGCAGCAUGGGGAAGCGUGCCAACAGUUGGCUUACUGCUUGCUGCUGGCUCAGAUAUCAAUGCAUUGAACAGAAACAGAAAGACAGCUGCUGAUGUUGGUCAGUCAGCGGAAGCCUCCUUAGCCAUUCACGAUGUUGCUUGUCAAGCUCCUAAGCUACAAUAAUCCUUUGUAUUGUAGUCGUAAAGAAAUUGCUUUCUCAAGAUCCAAUUCAAAAGAUCAGUCAGCUUCCAGUGUCCCAAGUUUUUAUCAAAAUGCAUGGAAAAUUUAUCUCCGGUAGAUAGGGGUGUGAGCUUUAAUUCAGAGUAGUGUUGAGAUGCAGGUUUAUAAAUUAUGUCAACAUUGUUAUUCUGCAAGCAGUAGUGUGAGCAGUAAGAAUUAUAGGUCUUUGAAGCGAUUGAUUGACAUCAACAGCUCUCAUUAAUAUCAUUUCUACUUCUGCUGUUUUGUUUAUUGUCCAUUUUUUUUGUAUAUAUAAUAUUCUUUUUUGUAACACAGACUUAAAUGCUAUCAGACAAAAAAUAUUUGAAUGAUGUACUUGGUUUUAAGAGAUUUAAAAUUCUGCAUCUUACA
This is a messenger RNA of Stylophora pistillata, 1384 nucleotides long. RefSeq names its product ankyrin repeat domain-containing protein 61. Lineage: Eukaryota; Metazoa; Cnidaria; Anthozoa; Scleractinia; Pocilloporidae. Gene Ontology annotation, biological process: protein K6-linked ubiquitination. The record is from RefSeq and is a predicted model, not a curated record. Gene Ontology annotation, molecular function: protein binding; ubiquitin-protein transferase activity. Gene Ontology annotation, cellular component: BRCA1-A complex; BRCA1-BARD1 complex.